Molecule: messenger RNA, 939 nt
Organism: Colletotrichum orchidophilum
Lineage: Eukaryota; Fungi; Ascomycota; Sordariomycetes; Glomerellales; Glomerellaceae
Exons: 1
Coding region: 1-939 (312 amino acids)
Source: RefSeq, a predicted model, not a curated record
AUGGCCUCAGCUGUGGGCUCUGUUCGGGCUCCUACUAUCUCUGGCGACGCCCGCAACGUCCGUGACUUCUACGAAAAGUACGUCGACAUCAUCGACGCCUCCGGCACCCAAACUGGCCACGAUAUUCCUGCCAACAACGAGAAGAAGCAGUGGCCCUCCUCCGCCCAGCCCAACACCAACGUAGACUCGAGGCGUCGACCAGCGCUGUUCAGCCUCUGGCAGAAACUCAACGUUACCACGCUCACCCUCGUCGCCGCCUUCCUCUGGUGCCUAUAUUGCGAUGUCUCUUCAAUCUGGGGGAUCUUCUAUUUGAUCCAUGUCGCCGACUUCUCUGACGUGAUACAGCUCGUUUGGGUGGUGUCCUUGGGGGCCUUGGUUUACCUCAUGAAUGGGUUUCUUGUCCUUACCUUUUGCGUCAUCAGCGGCUCUCGUGCCUCGCCUUUCUUGGCCCAAAUAGCCUGCGGUACCUGCUCAGAUGAGCAAGAUGAGAAGGCGGAGGAUUCGGAUGCCGUUUCGAAGCCAGUGGUGGUGGAUGAUGACUCCGACAGCGGCUGGCUCGAGGCGUGUACGAGCCCCAAGGCGAUUGCUACGCUUAUGAAAAUCCAGCUGGUGGUCCUCUUCCUUGCUGUGUGGCCGCUCGCGUUGGCUCUGAAUAUCGGACUUUUGAUCUGUGGUGGUGUUAUCAGGCGCGGUGAUGGCUUUGACGAGGAAGACAUUCUCGUUGAUGUCUCUGGUGCCGGUACGCGGGCUCCGGCUCCGGCUUCGACGAGGCCCUAUGGUCAGUGUAAGAGUACUUCUGAGAAGGGGCCGCUGCUCGGAAGGAGGCUGACUGCGGCAGAGAUCGUGGCGAUUGAGAAUGAUCUGGCGGCGAAGGAGGUGCGGAGGACGUGCAAGCGCCCCAUGGUUGAGCAGAAGCCGUAUGCCCCUGUAAAGCAGUAG